Molecule: messenger RNA, 1927 nt
Organism: Cajanus cajan (pigeon pea)
Lineage: Eukaryota; Viridiplantae; Streptophyta; Magnoliopsida; Fabales; Fabaceae
Product: YTH domain-containing protein ECT4
Biological process (GO): mRNA destabilization
Cellular component (GO): cytoplasm
Molecular function (GO): mRNA binding
Source: RefSeq, a predicted model, not a curated record
AAUUGGUUGGGUUAUGAGUAAAAGCAAUUGAGCAUAUAGGAAGGAAAUACAAAUAGCGUAGUGGCAGUGGCGGCGAAGGAAGGCGAUGUAACGAAUCCUGUUCCUGUUCCUGUUCCUGUUCCUGUUCGUGCGCUCUUCUCAAUCUCGUGUUAAGUUUCUAGGCUGCGAUUGGUUUUAAACACUCGUAUUCUUCAUCAUGAACCGUGGCAAGGAAUUCCAGACAACUCAGUCUGCCCCCAAUAGAACUACCAAUCAUUGUCAGCAGCAGAAUGAGGAAGAUGUGGAUUCUCUAAAAAAUUGUAUCUCAUCAGAUUUGACAACAUUUGCAAUCUCCUCUGGAGAUGUUGCUGCUGGCUUCACAGGUGCACAUGCGUCAGAAGCUCUGUCUUGUAAUUCAUCAGUCUCAACUUCUGUUUGUGUGCAAAGCAAAACUGUCAAGGGUUCUGUAAUUCCAAAAAGUUAUCCAAAAUCUCCUGGUUUGAUGAAGCCAAGUAGCUUAAUGUCUAUACAUAGAAAUGGAAGCUUAACCAGAACGAUAUCCAAGACUGUGGCUGAUCCAGAAGACGAUAUCAAAAUUCUACACAAGGCUCCUCGUUUGCGUUCUAAUUUUACAGCAGCCACUCCUCCAAGUACAUAUCACCAAGGAGGAAAAUUUUCAUCAUUCGCCAACCCAAGAUGCCAUGUUUUCUCCCCCACAAACUACAAGCCAAAUACCUCUACUAACUAUAGACCAAAUGGGAGAGUAUCUAGUGUAAAUGAUAGAUUUUUGUUGAGUGACAAAAUCAGGAGUGGAGAAUCUGAAAUGUCAAUGGAAAUGACUCGGGGUCCUCGGGGUCGUUACAACAAUCCUCUUCUACAAUCGUCAGCUGUUAAGGAUGAGCUUGCAAUCACAAUAUGUAGAGACCAAUAUAACCUUUCAGAUUUCCAAACCGAAUACGAAACUGCUAAAUUUUAUGUGAUCAAAUCUUUCAAUGAAGAUGAUGUUCAUAAGGGUGUUAAAUAUAAUGUUUGGACAAGUACUCCAAAUGGAAAUGAGAAGUUGCACGCAGCAUUCCUUGAUGCAGAAGCUAAAUUGAAACAGACAGGCACGAUGUAUCCAGUCUUCCUCUUUUUCUCGGUUAAUGCUAGCAGACAGUUUGUUGGAGUGGCUGAGAUGCUUGGGCCGGUGGACUUUAAAAAAGACAUGAACUUUUGGAAACUUGAUAAGUACAAUGGGUUCUUCCCAAUUAAGUGGCAUAUAAUAAAAGAUGUUCCCAACAAUCGGCUUGAGCAUAUCAUCCUUCCAAACAAUGAGAACAAGCCUGUAACUUUCACCAGGGACACACAAGAGAUUGGACUGAAGGAGGGACUGCAGAUGCUGAAUAUUUUUAAAAAUUAUUCGGCUAAGACAUCUCUAUUGGAUGAUUUUGUCUUUUAUGAGAAGCGAGAGAAGUUAUUUCGUUCCCAGAGGAGUACUAAGCAUGUAAGGUCAGAACAGGAAGUAUAUGGCAAUAGCAAUGACAAUUACGAGAACACUGUCAAGGCAAGAGAGAAGAAAAUAGAGAUGCAAUCGAGUGGUACCAAGCAAGGUACUCUCGUCAACCUUACAAAAAAUCUUUCUCUCGAUUCCUCUGGAAAACAAGGCUCUAGAUAGCAAGAUUUGUAGGGGAGAAAAAGAGAGCCAGAUUAGAUAUUUAUUUCUACACAUGCAUUUUAGAAUUGCAGUUUGGUUUGUUUAGAGAUUCUGACGCAUACGGUUCCUUUUCAAAUUAUUACAUGAUUUGUGUGAUAUGUCGAUAAGACGAUCAUGACACAUUUUAAGUUCGACCAAUUAUAUUUAUAUUACUUGAUGUUUGCAAUUGGCAAACGGUCGAGGAGGUAUUUGUUAGUAUGGUACGAUCACUUCGAUGUUUCCUAUGUUUCUGUAUCAUUCAUGAGCUUUUACUAA